AUGGCGUCUUCUGCUAGUUCUUCAUCCUUUACAACAACAGGAUCAACCUCGAGUUCUUCAAUCACUCAUGGUGUUAAUCCUUCUCUGCUACUUUUGUCAAAUAUGGUAAGUAUGGUUACUGUGAAGCUUGACUACAACAAUUAUAUGGUGUGGAGACAUCAAAUCGAAGUGAUUUUGGUAGCAUAUUCAAUGAUCAAUUCCAUCAAUGAUGAUAAUCAUGCACCAGAUCCUUUUCUUAAGGAUAGCUCAGGAAACUUUACAACUGAAGUUAAUCUAGAGUUUUUUCAAUGGAAGAUUCGUGAACAGGCCUUUUUGAGAGAUGAGCUAAUGAGCAUCAAGAAGGGCUCAAAAUCUAUGGAUUCUUUCUUCCAACGAAUUGAAGAAGUUAGAGAUAAGCUUGGGGCUGUAGCAGUCUGUGUUGAUGAAGAAGAGCUAAUCCAUCUAGCUCUUAAAGCCCUACUAUCAAAAUAUGAUGCAUUCUGUUCUACAAUUAGAACUGGGAAUGACACUCUUACACUUGAAGAAUUGAAUACACUCUUGAAUGUUGAAGAAAGAUCAAUUAAGAAGAGGUCAAUCAAUUCAGAUCUUAGGGAUUCUACAUCUUUGGCUAUGGCAGUCAAUCAAUUCAGCCAAGGUUUUACGAGAGGAAGAGGCAAGAAUGGUAAUAAUAGAGGUCGUGGCAAUGGCAGAGGUGGCAAUCAAUUCUCUAGAGGUGGUUAA
Quercus lobata is the source of this 720-nucleotide messenger RNA. RefSeq lists its product as uncharacterized. Bases 1 to 720 code for a protein of 239 amino acids. The record is from RefSeq and is a predicted model, not a curated record. Lineage: Eukaryota; Viridiplantae; Streptophyta; Magnoliopsida; Fagales; Fagaceae. The transcript is spliced from 2 exons.